Messenger RNA from Corticium candelabrum, 2296 nucleotides. RefSeq lists its product as uncharacterized. Lineage: Eukaryota; Metazoa; Porifera; Homoscleromorpha; Homosclerophorida; Plakinidae. The transcript has 11 exons. The record is from RefSeq and is a predicted model, not a curated record. The coding region runs from base 1098 to 1961 and encodes 287 amino acids.
UUAUAGGGCUUUCCCUCACAGAACACUAUACAGUACUGUACACUAAAAACGUGAAGUCACCGGCGUGUCAGCUUAUCGGAACGAAUGGUCGACACAGCAAACCGGAAGUGUAUGAAGCGUGGAUUUUUUCGUAACUGUAACUACGUAUUCUGGAAGUUGACAUGAUCAUAGAAGUUAAAUUUGUUUCACAGGCAGAUGGCACUCUAGCGCAUAGAGCUUCAACAGUCUGUUUGUUUGCUAGCGCUAUAGCCAUGCAAUUAAGCCUAUUUAUGUAAUCUAUGGUCUCUUCUGGGACAUCCAUUUGUGAGCUUCUGAAGACGGUCAACCAACAUUUAUCGUUUUGUAUACAUCUAGAUAUAAGAAUUAAGGUUCAUUGUUCAUUAAUUAAUUAAAUUGCCAAACAACUAUACAUCUAUCUGCACACAAACAUGUCAAGCAGAAGCAGCUAGUUGGAACUCACAGAGAAUAGAGCGAGAGUUCUACAAGAUGUUGUUUAUGUUUGGAGUCGAACUUUUGUGUCUAUAGGGUGACGAGUGCCUAGAGGUUGAUGAUCGACCCAUGCAUGUGUGAAUCAGCGAAUGUAAAACAGGAACCUUGGUGGAUUUUAUGGUAUUCACUUUGACUGAGCCUGCAAGAUCAGUGAUUAGAUCAUGGCACUUGUAACCUCCUUCCUAUACAACACGGAAACGUUAGGCGGAGUGCUAUUGCUGUACAGAUGUUGAAGAGAGGUAUAUAUCUAUAAGCAAGAACAGGUAGGUGAUGACAGCAUGUGCAUAGUAUACAUGUGUGCUAUUCAGAACUGCAUGCUAUAGUCUGGUACAUUAAUUGUACCUGCAAAUAUUUUCUGAAUGAAUUGCGUACUUGUAUAAUUUUUGUACAAUUUGCUUUGCACUUUGCUGAUUACACAUAGGGUGUGAAGAAGAUUCCGUGAGGGGUCGAUUUUGGAGUUCAAGUGCAUAGCAACAGUCAAACUACAACAAAUGGUUUCAUGCCUGAUCAUGGGCGGAACAGGAUGCGUAUCGGCUAUUGCGUUACAACAGACUGCUAUAUAGUCAGAAUGCUCUUUGGUUGUGUUCAAGUUGUGUCUGACUUUCAUCAUGUUACAAUUUUUGGUUUUCUUACAUUUCAUCUUCAUGGGAUUGUUCAACGUUUCUGUCGUUGCUACAGCAUCUAAAAUUUGCACAAAGAAUUUAGGAGGAUUCUAUGAGUAUGGUGUGUUUGAUGGAAAAACAAACGAUGGUCCUGUACCACCUUCAAAUCUUUCAACAACUUGCGUUGAGAAGAAAGGAGGAAAGUGGAUCGUUGCAAUUCAACUGGAAACUGAAGGAGAUUCAAACAGGACUGUUGCUUACGUAAUGGUUUGGAGUGAACUAAACGUGUUGGGCGGUUCCAUAGUUACACCAUGUCGGCAAAUACCAAAGGUAAAGAAUUAUGCCCGACUUCUUUUACACCAACCAGGCGGUCAGCUUGGGGGAUAUCGAUUUAAAGUGCACGGAGUAAACAAAGACAAUCUAAUCAGUAAUGAUUUUCAAACAAUUGCUGUCAAACGAGGAUCAUGCAAAAAAGGUGAAAUGACAAGGAAAAACUCUACAUCUGAAUGUACCGUUAUCAAACAACCAGUGGGAAUUGCAGUUAAUGAGGAUAGUUUGGGUGUGGCGUUCAACGUUCGUUUUAGUAUACGCACUCAUACUUCCUCUUUGACUGUGAGUUAUCGGCCACUUCAAGGAAGCUGCAACUGGUGGAAUGUUCACAGCAACAUUAAGUAUUUUUCACAAGGAAGUCAUUUUAUAAAUGUAACAUUGACUGAUUGCGUGCGUUGUUCUCGUCAUGAUUCAUGCACAUUGAAAUGGGGAUCUCAGAUAAAGCUUGUGGUGACUGUGCGUUACCAUCGACAACGUGAAAGUGACUGUGAUGCACAACGAAUUGCAAUUGUUACUCUUCCUGAUAAACCUUCAAGUUAGGCUGCCUCUCAGCGUAGUUUGGAAAAACUAAAAACUGUUUCAAGUUUGAAUGAUCAAUUGGAUGUUAUCAUCAACAAUCACGUGACAUGACUGUUGAUUUUGUUAAUCAGAAUGCAUAAACAUAUUGGUUUACUGUCAUUUAGUUGUAGUUUAAAUAUUGCUUUUGCAAUACCGUGAAUUGGUUUACACGUCACAGAUUUUUGAUUUCCUAGUUAGUCAACUAACUAUAAUUGCUUUCUCGUUAGCUGUUGCUGAUGUUAAUGCAUAUACAUGUAGUUGUUCAUUUCGACAAAACCCUGUAAUUGCAAACGAUAAUUAGACUGUUCUGAUGACAA